GCUGACGUGUUUGUCAUCGACCCAGCUCAUUUUACACUGUUUUGCUUCAGGUGUUUGUUAAAUUUUUAUCUGCCAACGCAAACAUGCGGCGGGACAAAAAAGAUGAGGAGGCUAGUGGCAACAAUCCAUUUGCCUCUAUUGAUCGUGCAGCUGUUCUACAAGAGGCCAGAGUUUUCCACCAAACACCAAUUAAUCCACGGAGAUGCUGUGAUAUUUUGACAAAAAUUAUUUACCUGAUAAAUCAAGGUGAACAUUUUACAACGAAUGAGGCAACCGAUACUUUCUUCGCUAUGACGAAACUUUUCCAAAACAGCGAUGUUGUAAUGCGAAGAAUGUGUUACUUGACAAUUAAGGAAAUGGCUACCAUGACUGAGAAUGCAUUCAUUGUCACCCAAAGUUUAACCAAAGACAUGAAUGGACGUGAAGACAUCUUCAGGGCAGCUGCGGUUCGAGCACUUUGUACUAUAACUGAUGUUAGCACUUUGCAAGGUAUAGAAAGAUAUAUGAAACAAGCAAUUGUUGAUAAGGUUAACUCUGUUUCAAGUGCAGCUCUUGUUUCUGCUUUGCACCUGGCACGCAAAGCACCAGAUGUUGUGAAAAGAUGGGUGAAUGAAGCACAAGAAGCAUGUUCCAGUGACAAUGUUAUGGUUCAGUAUCAUGCACUGGGAUUGUUGUAUUAUUUGAGAAAGAAUGAUCGUCUCGGAACAUCGAAAAUGGUGACCAAAUUCAUGAAAGGUGGAUUGAAAUCCCCAUUUGCAUAUUGCAUGCUUAUUCGCAUUGCAAGCAAAUUGCUUGAAGAAGAUGAUGCUGGUCACGAUAGCCCACUAUUUGAUUUCAUUGAAAGUUGUCUGCGCAACAAGCAUGAAAUUGUUAUUUAUGAAGCGGCUUCGGCUAUUGUAAAUAUGCCCAACUGUACAGCAAGAGAACUCGCUCCAGCAGUGUCAGUGCUUCAGUUAUUUCUCAGUUCUCCAAAGGCUUCAUUUCGUUAUGCUGGUGUUAGAACCUUGAAUAAGGUUGCAAUGAAACAUCCUUCAGCAGUUACAGCAUGUAAUUUGGAUUUGGAGAAUUUGAUCACAGAUGUUAAUCGAAGCAUCGCAACAUUGGCAAUCACUACUUUGCUGAAAACCGGUAGUGAAAGCAGUGUGGAUCGUUUGAUGAAACAAAUCACUUCGUUCAUGUCUGAAAUUUCAGAUGAGUUUAAAGUUGUUGUAGUCCAAGCUAUUUCUGCUCUUUGUCAGAAGUAUCCUAGAAAGCAUGCGGUUAUGAUGAACUAUUUAUCAUCGAUGCUGAGAGAUGAAGGUGGCUUUGAAUACAAGAAAUCCAUUGUUGAAUGCAUUAUUGCCAUAAUCGAAGAAUCUCCAGAUUCUAAAGAAUCUGGUCUUGAACAUCUCUGCGAGUUCAUUGAAGAUUGUGAGCAUACAGUUCUUGCCACAAAGAUUAUCAGUCUUCUGGGAAGAGAAGGACCAAAGACAGCAAACCCAUCAAAAUAUAUUCGAUUCAUUUAUAAUCGUGUGAUUUUAGAAAACGAAGCUGUCAGAGCGGCUGCUGUAGCUGCACUCGCUAAAUUCGGUGCUCAUUGUGACGAUCUUUUGCCAAGUAUUCUUACUCUUUUGUCACGAUCUAUGUUAGAUGAAGAUGAUGAAGUUCGUGACAGAGCAACUUUUUUCCAUCAUGUGCUGGAACAAAAACAGAAAUCUCUCAAUUCUGCAUACAUUCUGAAUGGUUUGACAGUUUCAAUUCCAGCUCUGGAACGUUGUCUUUAUCAGUACACACGAGAACCUUCUGAGGAACCUUUCAAUAUGAAAUCUGUGCCAUUGAAAACGAUCGCCCCUGAAAGAAAACCAGAAAAUAUAAUUUCCAGCAAACCAAAAGAGAAAACUGCUGCUUCAAGACAAGAGAUUUAUGCUGAACAACUUUCAAGAAUUAAGGAAUUUGCAGUUUUGGGAUCAUUGUUCAAAUCAUCACAGCCUGUAGAACUUACAGAGUCUGAAACUGAAUAUGUUGUAUCAUGCGUGAAACACACAUUUGGAAAACACAUUGUUUUUCAGUUUGAUUGCACAAACACUUUGAAUGAUCAAGUUUUAGAAAGUGUCACAGUGCAGAUGGAACCGAGUGAUGGAUUUGAAGUUAUAGCAUAUGUUCCAUGUCCAUCUUUGGCAUAUAAUGUACCUGGGGUUACCUACACUUGUGUAGCAAUGCCAGACGAAGAUCCAACGGAAGUGACUACAGCGCUAUCUUGUGUGAUGAAGUUUACCAUCAAAGAUUGCGAUCCGAAUACGGGUGAAACUGACGAAGAGGGCUAUGAUGAUGAAUAUCUACUAGAAGAUGUUGAAGUCAUCGUAGCAGAUCAUGUGCAGAAAGUUUUGAAACCUAAUUUUGGAGCGUCAUGGGAUGAAGUUGGUGAUGAGAAUGAAUUGGAAGAUACAUAUGCUUUGUCGACAAUGAAUACUCUUGAGGAAGCUGUACAAAACAUUAUAAAACAUCUUGGAAUGCAGGCCUGUGAAAGAUCAGAUAAAAUACAGGAGGGUAAAUCUUCCCAUACGUUGUACUUAGCUGGUGUGUAUCGAGGUGGACACGAAGUUCUUGGAAGAGCCAAACUUAUAUUGAAAGAUGGAGUCACAAUGCAAUUGACUGUUCGUAGUACUGAUAGUACAGCUGCCGAAGUGAUAACUUCUGCUGUAGCUUAGUAAAAAUGUAUGUUUGACUGAAUAUCUAAUUCUAUUGAGACAGUAGGAUUGCAUAUAAAUAUUUGUUUUUGAUUAAACUGCAAUAUUGAAGUCACUUACAAUUUAUUCUUCUGGCAUAAUCUAUCAGACUGGCCGUCAUUUGUUAUUCCUGUUACUUCUUUUUGACAGGGGCCCAGGGGUCUAAAAUGCUUCUCCCUAAUUCCUUUGCUAAACAUGAUUUCUUCCCGUUAGAUAUUAUUAUCUGCAUCUGCAUGUUUUUUACAUCUCCUCACUUUAAAUAGUCAAUUAUAAAAUGUACUAUAUAGCAGGGCUACUCAACUGGCGGACCGCGGUCCGAAUCCGGACCUUUUGGGUAUUCGAUUCGGACCGCGCCUAAUUCUUUAUUUUGGUUUAUCAGCCCCACUUUUGAAAUUUUCUUCUAUAAAAUCAC
Styela clava is the source of this 3117-nucleotide messenger RNA. Its product is annotated as coatomer subunit gamma-2-like. NCBI's taxonomy places the organism in Eukaryota, Metazoa, Chordata, Ascidiacea, Stolidobranchia, Styelidae. The record is from RefSeq and is a predicted model, not a curated record. Gene Ontology annotation, biological process: organelle transport along microtubule; intracellular protein transport; protein secretion. Gene Ontology annotation, cellular component: endoplasmic reticulum; Golgi membrane; COPI vesicle coat. Gene Ontology annotation, molecular function: structural molecule activity.